Molecule: messenger RNA, 3211 nt
Organism: Ichthyophthirius multifiliis
Lineage: Eukaryota; Ciliophora; Oligohymenophorea; Hymenostomatida
Product: nicotinamide nucleotide transhydrogenase, putative
Exons: 1
Biological process (GO): proton transmembrane transport; NADPH regeneration
Cellular component (GO): mitochondrial inner membrane
Molecular function (GO): NAD binding; NADP binding
Source: RefSeq, a predicted model, not a curated record
AUGAUAUCUAAUUGUUUACGCAAAAUAUCUCUAUGUUAAAAAUAAAGAUUAUUAUUCAAAAUUCAUCAAUAAGAUUUUUCAUCUUAGAGUUUAUAAAACCUCUCCAUAGGAGUUCCAAAAGAAGUAUAUCCUAACGAAAAGAGAGUUUCAAUAGUACCUGAAGCAGUCGAAAGAUUAUUAAAAGCCGGUUACAAGUAAAUAAAUAUAGAGAAAUCUGCUGGUCAAUAAGCUAGUGUUCCUGAUGAUGUGUAUGAGAAAAUUGGAGCAAAGUUAGUUUCUACAGAAGAAGUUUACAAAUCAGAUAUUGUUUUGAAAGUGAGACCUCCAUAAAUACAUCCAGAAUUAAAAAAACACGAAAUAGAUUUAAUGAAGCCUAACUCUAAGUUAGUAUCUUUCCUUCAUCCUACUUAAAAUAAAGACUUAAUUGAGAAAUUGAACUAGAAAAAAAUUACGUGUCUCGCCAUGGAUUAAGUUCCUAGAAUGACCAAAGCUUAAACUUUUGAUGCCUUAUCUUCUAUGGCCAAUAUAGCCGGAUAUAAAGCUGUUAUUGAAGCCGCCACUCAUUUCGGGCGAUUUUUUACAGGAUAAAUGACUGCUGCGGGAAAACUUCCACCUGCAAAAGUACUUGUUAUAGGAGGAGGAGUAGCUGGUUUAUCAGCAAUUGCUACUGCUAGAAGCUUAGGAGCUAUAGUAAGAGCUUUUGAUACUAGAGAGGCUGUUAAGGAAUAAGUAAAGUCGUUAGGUGCUGAAUUUUUGGAAAUAAAAUUAAAGGAAUCAGGAGAAGGGACAGGUGGUUAUGCUAAGGAAAUGUCUCCUGAAUUUAUUGCGGCUGAAAUGAAACUUUUCAUGGAUUAAGCAAAAGAAGUAGAUAUAAUAAUUACUACAGCAUUAAUUCCUGGAAAAAAAGCACCAACUUUAAUUACUAAAGAAAUGGUAGAAGCGAUGAGACCAGGAAGUGUAAUUGUUGAUUUAGCAGCUGAAAAUGGAGGUAAUUGUGAAUAUACUUAAAAAGAUUAAGUUAUUAAACAUAAUGGAGUUACAGUUGUUGGUUUAACUGAUUUACCUAGUAGAAUGAGUGGAUCAGCCUCAAGUUUAUAUAGUAAUAAUAUUUCUAAGUUUCUUUUACAUCUUAGUGAUAAAGAUAAAAAUUUUGAUAUUGAUUUAGAAGAUCCUAUUACUAGAGGGGCUAUUGUUACACAUGAAGGCAAAUUAUUAUGGCCUAAUCCUAAUCCUCCUAUGUUAGAUGCGGUGAAAAAACCUAUGGAAAAAUAACCUGUUUAGUAAUAAUAAUAACCAGUUAAUUUAUACUAGAAAACUCUCAAAAAUUCACUUUAUACUACUCUUUCGUUAUCUUCUUUAUUAGGAUUAGGAGUCUUGUGCCCUGAUCCGGCAUUUUUAACUAUGACUACUAUUUUCUCUUUGGCUGUUGUUGCUGGUUAUUAGUCUGUUUGGGGAGUUGUGCCUGCUUUACAUACACCUUUGAUGUCUAUUACUAAUGCUAUUUCGGGUGUAACUGCUGUUGGAGGUCUUCUUUUAUUAGGAGGAGGUUUUGUACCACAUUCAGUAGCUUAAGCUUUGGCGGCUAGUGCUGUUCUUUUAUCUGCCACUAAUAUUGUAGGUGGAUUUACUAUUACUAAGAGAAUGCUUGAUAUGUUUAAAAGAAAAACAGAUCCUGCAGAAUAUAAUUAUAUGUAUUCAAUCCCUACCCUUGGAAGUGUUGGAUGCUUAUUAGCUGCCCAUUUUGCGGCUAUUCCUUCCGUAUAUACUAUGGGAUAUUUAGCUUCAAGUCUAUGUUGUAUUGGAGGAAUCUCAGGUUUGGCAUCAUAAAAAACUUCCCGUGUAGGAAAUGCUUUGGGAAUUAUGGGUGUUUCUACAGGUGUCGUUACUGCUUUAUUGGCUAUGAAUUUCUCUUUCCCGGUUCUUGUUUAGGCUUUAUCUCUUUUAGGAGUUGCUGGUGUUGCUGGAAGAUAUAUUGGAUAAUAAGUAAAGGUAACUGAGUUGCCUUAAACAGUUGCCGCUUUUCAUGCUUUAGUUGGUUUGGCUGCUGUAACUACAUCUAUAGCAUCUUUUAUGAUGGAUUUAAAUCCUACUACUUUACAUACCGUAGCUGCUUACUUUGGUACUUUUAUUGGAGGAAUUACUUUUACGGGAUCUAUUGCAGCCUUUAUUAAACUUUCAGGAAUGAAGUUUACUUUUGAUCUUCCUAUGAAAAAUAAUUUGAAUAAGCCUUUAGCUUUGUUAAAUAUAAUUGGUUUAACUGCUAUGUUAGCCACAUAAUCACCUACUUUAGGUCUUUUGGCACUUUUAAAUGCUACUUUUACAUCUUUUGCUUUAGGUUGGAAUAUUACUAAUUCUAUUGGAUCAGCUGAUAUGCCUGUUGCUAUUACUGUUUUAAAUUCUUACUCAGGAUGGGCUUUAUGUGCAGAAGGUUUUAUGCUUGGAAAUCCUAUGUUGACUAUUGUGGGUUCUCUUAUUGGAAGUUCUGGUGCUAUUCUAUCUUAUAUAAUGUGCAAGGCAAUGAAUAGAUCGCUUUAUAAUGUCAUUUUUGGAACUUGGGUUGCACCUAAGACUGAUUAAUUAUAGAAAAGUUAAGAAAAGAAAGUUCAUUAAGAAACUAAUGCCGAUACAGUUAGUGAACUUCUUUCUUAAUCAAAAUCUGUUAUUAUUGUCCCUGGAUAUGGUAUGGCAGUUGCUUAAGCAUAAUAUCCUAUUUAUGAAAUCUGUAAAAUACUUAUCUCUAAUGGAGUUAAAGUUAGAUUUGCUAUUCACCCUGUUGCUGGAAGAAUGCCUGGUUAACUUAAUGUACUUUUAGCAGAAGUAGGAGUACCAUAUGAUAUUGUACAUGAAAUGGAAGAAAUUAACCAUGAUUUCGAAAAUACUGAUGUUGUUCUAGUUUGCGGAGCUAAUGAUAUUGUCAAUUCGAGUGCUGUAGAAGACCCAGAAUCACCUAUUGCUGGUAUGCCUGUUUUGGAAGUUUGGAAAGCUAAAACUGUAAUUAUUAAUAAAAGAUCUAUGGGUACUGGAUAUGCUGAUAUUGAUAAUCCACUUUUCUAUAAGUAAAAUGCUUAAAUGUUGUUGGGUGGAGCUAAAGAUGUUUGUGAUAAAGUUAAAGCCAAUUUAGAAAAUAUUUAUAAAUAAUGAAUUUAAUGUUUUUUUUAUUUUAUUAUUAUUUAGAAACAUAUAUUUAUUUCAAUUGAAUUUUUCAAUAUAU